UUCCUCCACUGAGAAAAGUAGAGUUGAUCUGUCACAUAAGCGUCGUAGCCCCCUCUCUCAUAUCUUCUUCCCCGUCCUUUUGUUAUCCCAGAAGAUCCGUUUUAGUGGAAAGCGAAGACAUCAACCCUCUCUUUUAACCUCUCAUCCUCUUAAACCCUUCUCCUCCCUCGGUGAGGAGAGGAAUGCAAAAGGAGUGACUCGAGGCUUCUAAACGUUUUUUUUGUCCUUGCAGGAGGUAAUUUAAAAGACACCUUCAAGCGCCUAAUGCAGCAAAGAGAAGAAGACGAACCCAUUUUUAUGAUAGCGUUUUUUGUGGACUUAAGUAGAAAAGUACAUUUCAAAAAAGCUGACAGCACGUCUAGGGAAGUAGAACUUCGAGCUUGUCAUGCUCGAAGGUAUUUUUGAAUGUUCGGAGCGAUAUCAGCGGGCACCUUUGCGUGAAACACGACUUUUCCUUGGGACUGCAUUUUGACAUUUGGAAUAUAUCGGAGGAAAGUGACGGCGACUCUUAUAACACCUUGCGCAUUUUUUUGGCAAGCAAUUAGCCAACCAAUCGACUUCAGCUGGGCAAGUGAAGACGUCAUGACAACGACUACGCAUUGAGAAUGAAGGGCACAAAGUUCUACAUUGCCAAAAUUACAAGCAUCCGCGCUCCGUCUGAUCGUUCAUUAGUAUUUUUUUUCGAGCGGAAGCCAAUCUCUGCAUUUUGGAUGCGUAAAAGUGGACCGGCUGCUCCAGAGUAAUGCACAAAUACAGAAGGACCGACCGUAGUCCGUGUCUUAUUCAAAAGAGUGGAGAAAAGGGAAAGGUGUUUUAAAUACGCUUUCUAAAACCCAAAAAGUUCGGUCAGAGGUUCGGAGAAUCGCUUUUGACCGAGAGGGGGAUGAGAGCACGCGAUCUCCUCGAAGUAAUCGUUUGGCUGCAGCGGUGAGAAGAGAAGAGAAGAGAGAGGUUGGAUUAUUCGAAAACUGCAACAUCCUGCGCAGGUCAAGAUUCUGUCAUUGGCAUCCCUUUGGAGACUGAGCGUGUACCUCUCACAUCGCAGGUCCCAGCGGAGAGGAGAGUGAUGAAGAUGUCACUCUUUCUCCUCCUCAUCCUUGACCUCCUUGCCUCAGGAGCCAGCGAUGACGUCAAGUACAUCUCCAAGCGGAAUUCUGUUGAUGGGUGCAUCGACUGGUCAGUCGAUCUGAAGGAGUACCAUGUUCUGGCCGGUGAGCCAGCAAGGGUGAAAUGUGCCUUGUUCUACAGCUACAUCCGGACCAACUACACCAUGGCCACAAAUGCCAAACUGCGCCUCAUUUGGUACAAGAACAAAGGGGAUGCUGAGGAGCCCAUCAUCUUCUCAGGCCAUAGGCUGAGUAAAGAAGACGACUCCAUCUGGUUCAGGUCUGCCGAAAUGGAAGAUAAUGGUUUCUACACCUGUGUACUAAGGAACUCAACAUACUGCAUGAAGGUGUCUAUGUCCAUGACUGUGGAGGAGAGUGAUGAGGGGAAAUGCUUCAGCAGCAACAUCCGCUAUCUGGAGAAAGCAGAGAUUACCCACAGCAAAAUGAUCACAUGUCGUGACAUAGAUGACUAUUUGGCUCCAUACAAACAACCUCAAAUGACAUGGUACAAGGAGUGUGAGCGGGUCGAAUGGAGAAGUUCAAUUAUCGUCAACAAUACACACAUAUGGAUCCCAGAGGUAGAGGAGGAGGAUGGAGGAAACUACACCUGUGAGUUGCAGUAUGGAUCCAGACUGGUGCGGAGGACAACACAGCUCAAAGUCACAGCUCUCCAGACCACCCAGCCACCAAAAGUCCUUUUCCCCCCAGAGGGACAAGACACGGGGAUAGAGACCACACCCGGAAUGCCUCUCAGUCUGGACUGCAAGGCUUUUUUUGGCUACAGUGGAGAAAACAGGAGACCGAUCAUCUACUGGAUGAAAGGAGAGAAGUUUGUUGAAGAGCUUGCAGGACACAUUAAAGAAAGUGAUGUCAGGAUUUUAAGGGAGCAUUUGGGGGAAAAGGAAGUUGAGCUGUCCUUAACCUUUGACGCUAUCGAGGAGACUGACCUGGCUAAUUACACCUGCUACGUGGAGAACCACAUAGGGCGGCGCCGUGGGAGUGCUACACUUCAGAAAAAAGAUAUGUAUCGUUUGGAGUUGGCUGGUGGUCUGGGUGUCAUAUUAUUGCUGCUAGGAGUACUCACUGCCCUUUAUAAGUGCUACAACCUGGAACUUAUGCUAUGCUACAGGAGACAUUUUGGCAGUGAUGAAACAGAAGAUGAUAAUAAGGAGUAUGACGCUUAUCUAUCUUAUACCAAAGUGGAUCUGGACUCUUUGGGCAGAACAAGCAGUGACGAGGAAACCUUUGCUUUGGAGAUCUUGCCUGACGUCUUGGAGAAGCACUAUGGAUACAAGCUGUUUCUUCCAGACAGAGAUCUCAUUCCGAGCAGUACAUACAUUGAGGACCUAGCUCGUAGUGUGCUGCAGAGCAGACGGUUGAUCAUCGUUUUAACACCAGAGUUUGUGGCCAAGCGAGGUUGGAGCAUCUUUCAGAUAGAAACACGCCUACACUCCAUACUGGUCACUGGGGAAAUCAAGGUAAUCAUGAUUGAAUGUGCUGAUUUGAGGAGUGUGAUCAACUACCAAGAGGUGGAAGCACUUAAACAUACAAUCAAGGUUUUAUCCAUCAUCAAAUGGAGGGGUCCAAAGAACAAUGAACUGUCAUCGAAGUUUUGGAAACAGGUGGUCUAUGAGAUGCCUGCUAAGCGAAGAGAGACUGUAUCCAGACGUCAGGUGAUGGACUCGGGUGAGCAGGGGCUCUUUGGAGACCUACAAACAUCCGUCUCCACCAUUGCCAUGACAACCACCUCAGCAUCUCUGGUGCCUCCAAAUGAGAAUCGGCACGGACAUCAUCAGGUUCCCUUGGCAACAGAGAUCCCGGACUACAACCAGAUGACCUUGCCUCUUGGAGGGGGUCACAUGGCUACCGCAGCCCAAAUGAGGCAUUUUUGCCGUAGCUACGAGUUUCAUCUUCCCCCACAGCCACCUGCCCUGUCGCCCCCUCUCCCACCUCCAUCCACCAUGCAGUUCUCCACUCUGGGCCCUGGGGGACGCCAUGUCUACUGUAACAUCCCCAUGACAAUUCUGAAUGGACAGGGGUUCAGGGCAGUUGACUGGGGAAGAAGAGAUAUCACAGAGCAGCACACUUGGAAAGAAGCCCAAUCUUCCCCUGAACAGCACCUUUGUCCCACUCACCAGCAGAGAACUAAGCUCUGAUAUCUGGUAGAAACUUUGGACAGGAACUGUGCUGAUUCUGGAUUAAAGACUACUGGUUUACAAAGAAAUUCUCAUUGACUUGGGACAAAUGUUUCUUGGACCUUCUGCAGACACGGGUUGGGGUUUCUUCAAUCCAUUCCGUGAACAAAAACUGCUCACUUAUUCUAAAACGUGUGGACCGGACGAGAUCUGGACUGCUUCUCGACCAACCUAAACUGAUUGAUUAAACUGAUUGUAUAUUU
Messenger RNA from Hippocampus zosterae (dwarf seahorse), 3504 nucleotides. It is a transcript of the gene il1rapl2, whose product is annotated as interleukin 1 receptor accessory protein-like 2. Gene Ontology annotation, molecular function: interleukin-1 receptor activity. Lineage: Eukaryota; Metazoa; Chordata; Actinopteri; Syngnathiformes; Syngnathidae. The record is from RefSeq and is a predicted model, not a curated record. The transcript has 19 exons. Gene Ontology annotation, biological process: signal transduction. The coding region runs from base 1067 to 3262 and encodes 731 amino acids.